Messenger RNA from Macrosiphum euphorbiae (potato aphid), 1731 nucleotides. The record is from the annotation of a GenBank genome assembly. Lineage: Eukaryota; Metazoa; Arthropoda; Insecta; Hemiptera; Aphididae.
AUGAAAUCAACCAUGAAUAUUAUGAAAAUAAGCAAAUGUUACCUUCAGUUCUGGAAGCGAAUAUUUAUGUUCUCAUUACUCUUAUUGGUCGUCUUAUUUUAUGCGACCUGUUAUUUCAAACGCGAAAAACAAGUCGUCGAUGUUCUAGAAAAUAAGCUUUCCAUAGCACUUAAAAAUCUAGACGAGGAGCACAGAACCAACGUCGAACUGACACAAAUAAGGAACAACCUAAGUCAAAAACUGAGAUUCGACGAAAAAAAAAUGAAGAAGAAAAAGAAAUUGUUAUAUCCACCGUCAGAAGAGUACGAGUUAUUGCGUCGCCGUAUUUAUUCAAACACUAAAGAAGUUUGGUAUUACAUCGGUUCUACAUUAAGGUCGUUGGCCAACGAAUUCGAAUAUUUGAAAACGAAAGUUUCUAAUAUGAAAACAAUGGUCGACGAACACUAUAGAUCGUUAUUGAGGGAUGUCGCCAAGUUGGCCGAUGUUGACGGUUAUUCACAGUGGAGGUGGAAAGAGUUUCACUCUUUGAGUAGACUGGUCGAAAAGAGACUUCGACAUACGCAGAAUCCACCCGACUGUUCCAAAGCUAGAAAACUCUUGUGCAAUUUCUUCAGCCAUUGCUCACAUAAUAAUUGUUGUGGAUAUGGAUGUCGUGUACACCAUUUCGUCAAGUGCUUGAUUGUCGCCUACGCUACCGAGAGGACAAUGAUUAUAGAGAAUCCUAUACGAUGGAAGUUUACUAGCCGUGGUUUUGAAAAUUUAUUUUUACCACUUAGUGACACUUGUACGUCAAAUGACGGUGAUACAGUUUCGCUUUGGCCAGGCAACGAAACCACUCAAGUCAUAAAUUAUUUUUUGCCUACGCCCGAAUACGCUGACAAACAAUUCCAUCCUCCUUACAUUCCGGUCGUGUUGCCCGAGGACUUAGCUGGACGAAUAAACGUCUUGCACGGCGAUCCCGCUGUAUGGUGGAUAGGCCAGUUCUUCAAAUACAUCUUCCGUCCGCAACCAUCCACUACCAUUGCGUUUAACGAGUUUGCCAAGCGUGUGCAUUUCCAAAAGCCAAUUGUCGGGUUGCAUAUCAGAAGAACGGACAAACUCAUCGGGGAAGCUUCGUUGCACAGACUCGAAGAGUAUAUGUACCACGUUGAAGAAUAUUACAAGCUCAAAGAAUUAAACGGUGAAUACGACACGAAACGCAUUUAUUUGGCCACUGACGAGCCAACAUUGUUUGAUGAAGCUAGACUCAAAUAUCCUGAGUACGAUAUUAUCGGUGAUCCAGAAAUAUCCAAAUCUGCAGCGUCUCUUCAAAAGCGUGAUUUAGACGAUUCGAUUAUGGAUAUCAUCACCGACGUAUAUUUUCUGUCUCAUCACUGCGACUACUUAGUUUGUACUUUUUCGUCAAAUGUGUGCCGGUUAUCCUAUGAAAUUAUGAACAGUCUCCAACCAGAUGCAUCAGCCAAGUUUACUUCCUUAGACGACACAUUUUAUUUUCACGGUCAAGUGCACAGACUGAAUGUAGCUUUAAUAUCUCAUAAAUCAAAAGGACCGGAAGAGAUGGAUCUAGAAGUGGGCGACGUGAUCGAAGUAGCUGGAAAUCAUUGGGACGGUUAUUCAAAGGGGACACAUUUGAGAACAAAUAAAACACUAUUGUAUCCUACUUUUAAGGUAACAACAAAAAUUGAAGUUUUGCCUUUUGCCAGCUAUCCAAAUAUCACUUUAAAUACUUGA